Plenodomus lingam JN3 is the source of this 2589-nucleotide messenger RNA. The record is from RefSeq and is a predicted model, not a curated record. Lineage: Eukaryota; Fungi; Ascomycota; Dothideomycetes; Pleosporales; Leptosphaeriaceae.
AUGACAUGUCCCGUCGUGUUCGUCCCAGGCGGUACCGAUACACUGUCUAUCGAGGACGCAGAAACAGGAUCUCGGAUCUCGGGUCUCGAAGACGACAAGAUGGUAGAUAGCCCGGUCUUGUUUCCCACGCGCCCGCAACCCGCCCUUGCCACGAUAGCCAUCCCAGCGAGAGAGAGAGAGAGAGAGAGAGAGCGAGAGCGAGAGAGAGCGCGAAGCUGCAACGGUUGGCCAGAUCCUGCCGUUGCCGUUGCCGUAGCCAUACUUCUCGACAUCGAUGCUUUGUACACCGCACCUGCCCAUCACGACAACUGCGCAGCCCAUUUAGCUUUCGGAAUUCGCGCGCAGCCCUUCAUGUCUACCACCAGCUACCAGCAGCCCGCCAGCAACCACGACCACUUGUAUGGCCUAGCGACGCCCUCCUGGCCAGCGGACUCUAAUGUGAACCACGACUCGUACACCGGCCCGUCGCCGGCUCAAUAUCUCCACUACCCCCCCGGAGACGGCUCCGCGCCUCUGCAACCGCCAAACCCUCCUCCUACAUCCGCCUGGGCCAGUAAUGACAUCCGGUCAGAGAUACAUGAAUGGCAGCCUGCGCCAGUGGAGCACAUGGUGCCGGCCCGCUCCUCAGCCUCAUAUCCGCCCGCCGCAUCGCACGUUGCCUCGCACCACUACCAGCAGCCAUCCAGCCUUGACAUCCAUCCCACCCCUCCGUCGACCCUACCCUUGAACCGGCCCAACCACCAUGUCACCCAGCAAAGUACACAUGAAUUUGAUCAUGUGCGCCUGCCAUCGGAGCCAUCCGUCAACAUGGCACAUGCAUCCUUCUCCACACUGGCUCUGAAGCAGCCUGUGGUUUCACAGUACCCGCAGCCUCCUCUGCACAUGUCCCCACUGCAUGACAGUAUUCAUAACAACGACACGGUUCCGUCACAGCCUGUCGCGCCUUGGAGCAUGCAAUCGCCAUAUCUCGAACAUCCUGACAAUGCGUAUGCGAAUGUCGCAACGACUGCUGUACAGAGCAGCCCAUCUGCCCCAACAUGGCCUCUCGAUGCCUCUAGCGCGAUGAUGGCACCCCCAUUGUAUCAAAGCCGCCACGACAGUAGCCAGGAAUGGUCGGUUCUGCCGGUACAGCAUGCACAUCGGGCAUACGAAGAGCAACGCGCCCCGCUUGAUCCAUUUGCCAAUACCGUUAUGCCCCAGAUUGCCCAGGAGAGACCGUCUUCGAAGAAGAAGGCUGCCAAGGUUCCCUCGUCGUUUGUAGAGCGCCAGGAGAAAUUAAAGAUUUCCAGGCGGCGAGGCCCUCUUCACGAAAAGCAGAGAGAAAAGACGCAUACUAUGCGCAAAACCAAGAGGAUUUGCGUUCGCUGCAGGUUUUACAAGUCUGGUUGCGACGAGGGCGAUCCAUGUGAAAAGUGUGAAAAAAUAACGGGGCAUGCUAGAUCUUUCCGGGAGCCUUGUUACAGGGAGCACCUAGAGGACACGAGCUUGGUACGCCGAUGCAAUGGCCGUGAGCAUCAAGAGGAGGCCGAAUUCCUGGGCUACGAUUGGGUUCAGCACAGCCAGCUCUUCGAAAUGGAUAUCAUCUGGAAUCUUCCAGGCUACGGUCCAAUACCAAACGCACAGCCCAUGCGCAUCACCUUCAGACCGUAUAACCCAAGAAGGGGUUCGCUCGAUAUGGCGGCUUCGGUCUGGACAAAUAAAAAUGGCGAGGUGAAGUCAGUUCAACAGCCAGCAUAUGCUGUAUACGAUACAGCGAACCUUGUACCAACAUUUGAGAGGUAUUUUGCAACUCUACAGCCUGCAAUCGAGGAAUGGAUCUUCUCCCGGAUUCGCCAGGAUGAAGUGGCUUACCACACCUACCGGGAGGUGGUUCGCAUGCGAAGCCUGAAAGAAUCAAAAGCCCUCGACUUGGCGAUGCGGCUUCAGUGUCUUUCUGUCGUCUCGCAAGGCUAUGGUUCUGUUUGGUCCAACGACAUACCCGGCAUUAAGGAGUACGACUACACGCGACUUGGUCGCAGCGAUUAUGAAGCGUACGAUCGAAAUUCUCGUGAUCGGCCUUUGCCAGGAGCGAUUACUCAUCAGAUGGAUGUUGCUGCAGUCAAAUAUUUGCGAAAGCUGGAAAAGAUGUUUGUGAAAGAGAUGGCGGCACUCAUCUUCAAACCUCGGAUCAAACCUUGGUAUGAGUUGUUUCUGGCGUUUUAUGUCAUCUUCUGGAAUCUGGACUACAUUCAGCACGGGGCUCACGACUACAUCAAGUCUAAGAACGGCACUUUGAUCGGAAAUCAAGUGAGCAACGUGGUGUCGACACAGAUCAAGAAAUGGCAAUUUGCUUUUCCCGUUUUGCUGUAUCAUUGGCGCUGUAUUCUUCGUGGCUAUUCUCCGUUCAAACUUGCGCGCGACAACCCCGAAGAGUUACGAGAGAAGGGUCACAUCGAUUCUGAAGGUUUCGACUAUGUGACUAGAAUUGCCAAUUUCUUUGACAGGUCAGACCCAGACCGAUUUCAACCGCCUCUGACCGGCUAUGCUGCGGUGCAUUGGUCCACUUCGAACGAAUGGAUCGUAAGGCUUUUUAGAGAAGCCGGUGCUUGA